This is a messenger RNA of Gastrolobium bilobum, 870 nucleotides long. Its product is annotated as small ribosomal subunit protein uS8z/uS8w-like. Lineage: Eukaryota; Viridiplantae; Streptophyta; Magnoliopsida; Fabales; Fabaceae. The coding region runs from base 135 to 527 and encodes 130 amino acids. Gene Ontology annotation, biological process: translation. Gene Ontology annotation, molecular function: structural constituent of ribosome. Gene Ontology annotation, cellular component: ribosome; cytosolic small ribosomal subunit. The transcript is spliced from 4 exons. The record is from RefSeq and is a predicted model, not a curated record.
CUGAUGCUUCUAAACCCUAAAUACACAAGAGCCUUCUUAUUUCCGAUUUGCGCGUUUUGUUUCUUCUCAUUCUCAGUUCUCAACGGGAAAGCAACGGCGCCGUUUACCUGAGGCUUCUCUUCUCCGUUGUCACUAUGGUGAGGGUCAGUGUCUUGAACGAUGCUCUCAAGAGCAUGUACAAUGCUGAGAAAAGGGGAAAGCGCCAAGUCAUGAUUAGGCCAUCCUCCAAAGUCAUUAUCAAGUUCCUUUUGGUGAUGCAGAAGCAUGGUUACAUUGGAGAGUUUGAGUAUGUUGAUGACCACAGGGCUGGAAAAAUUGUGGUUGAAUUGAACGGUAGAUUGAAUAAGUGUGGGGUUAUUAGUCCCCGUUUUGAUGUGGGUGUCAAAGAAGUAGAAGGUUGGACUGCUAGGCUUCUACCCUCAAGACAGUUUGGGUAUAUUGUAUUGACUACCUCUGCUGGCAUCAUGGAUCAUGAAGAGGCUAGGAGAAAGAAUGUUGGUGGUAAGGUCCUAGGAUUCUUCUACUAGGCUAGUUUUUGAUUGAGGAUUGCAGUGAUUUCAAUUUUGAGAUUCACUGGUUGUUAUGGAGGAUGCGCUUGUGCCCGAGUGAUAUCGACCAUAGCAGGAGUUAUUUUGUUACGUGCUUUAUUUUGUUUGCAAAACCAAGUUGGUAACUAUAAUUUAUCUUAUGUCUUUAUCAUUAUUUUUCUUAUACCAAAAUGUACCGGUGGAUUUGUUUUAACCGGUAAGAACUUUGAUUAGAAAGUCUGAGCAUUAGCGAUGCUCGAAUUGGAGUGGUCCAGUGAUAUUGCAUUGACUAGAUUGAAUUCUUAAAUUAGUGGUUUUCGAUUUUCAGAAAAAUUUCAUAUUU